Messenger RNA from Trichoderma virens Gv29-8, 2340 nucleotides. Its product is annotated as ankyrin repeat protein. The transcript is spliced from 6 exons. The record is from RefSeq and is a predicted model, not a curated record. Gene Ontology annotation, cellular component: nucleus. Gene Ontology annotation, molecular function: transcription cis-regulatory region binding; protein binding. NCBI's taxonomy places the organism in Eukaryota, Fungi, Ascomycota, Sordariomycetes, Hypocreales, Hypocreaceae. Gene Ontology annotation, biological process: positive regulation of transcription by RNA polymerase II. The coding region runs from base 1 to 2340 and encodes 779 amino acids.
AUGGAUCCGCUCAGCAUAACAGCCUCUGUCAUUGCCAUUGUGCAGUUGACAGCGGCGGUAGGAUCGGGAUUCCAGCGGCUAAUGUCUCUGCGAGGUGCGUCCGACCAACUGCUGCAGGUCAUGAACGAGGUUACCGAUCUUGAAGCCCUGGCCCGCGAUAUGCAGAGCAUCUUACAGGAACGUGAUGAGGCCUCCUCGUUAGAUUCAGCGACACUCGCCACCCUACCAGGUCUAUGUCAGCAGGUGACUGCCUUAAUGCAAGAGCUGAAAGAUAUUGUGCAGGGCUGUCUCAAAGAAGAGAUUACAUCAACAGCAAGCUCUCUCAAGAUCAAGAGGAUCGCCUGGCUCCGUGCUGCGGAUAAGAUGAACACCAUGCAGGCGAGGAUACGCGCUAUGCGGCUCCGAUUGUCGUCAGCUCUGGCAUCCAUACAAUCCCUAGACAUGAUUCGUGUACGUCUAGUCCUACAGAAUCUCUCCCUUGCUCCAGGUCUCCAGGCAGGGGGUGGCAACAACUCCGAUCACCUGUCUGAUAUUGCCAGGCGCUUUGAAAAUAUCGAGGGCAUCCCUGAGCAGAUACGACAGAUUCUUGAAAUCUUGAAGCCUACACCGCCGGCGAGCAUGUCGGCAGGACUCACUCCUGUCGUCCCUAAAGGCCGUACCGCUGCCGAGGAGCUGGUAACACAUCACAUGUCCAAGGCUGUGAACCCGGGAACGCGCCUAGCUGUCAAUGGGCAGACGAUCCGCUUGACUUUUAACGCUUAUUCUACACAGAGGCUCGCCCGCCCCUGUCCCUGCCGGUGUCACACUACGAAAGCGGCCCAAACUUCCAAAUUGUUUCAGAAGGCAAUUGGCCAGCUUUUUGUCGGUUACGCCGGCCAGGUCUCACAUCUCAAAGAAUGCAAGAAGUGUCCCUGCGUAAAGGCCAAUGAUGCCAAGGUCAACUUGACUUAUUACUUUCCCUCAUGGUUCGUCUCGAGGGCUGUAGAAGUCAUCUUCCGGAGCUCCGAGCUUUAUGGCCCAUCCCUGAGCCUUCGGACUCACAGGGUCAUCCCGGACGAAUCGCCUCUAUUCCAUUUCGCGAAGUUGGGUAUGAUUCCCGAGAUUCAGCUCCUCUUCCAAGAUAAGAUGGCGUCGCCGUUCGAUAUCAGCUCCAAGACGGGCAGAUCAGCCUUGCAUUUUGCUGCUGAUUGGGGUCAGGAAGAGAUGUGCUCUUUUUUGAUCAGGUUCGGCGCUGAUGCCCACUAUGAGGACAAGUACCUGAUAUUUGUGUCUCCAUUUGAUAUUGUAUGGGAGAAACGAACGGAGCGUCGGCCCAAGACUGCUGCUGCCGCUUUUGGACUGGAGAAUGACUCCUACGACAUGGACCUACUGCUGAAGCGGGCACUUCGUCCUCUCCACCGCGCCGUCCUCGGCCUGUCGCCAGUUGAUGUUGCCACUCAGCUCGAAUCUUCGUGGCUGGAAGUCAAUAAACAGGAUUACUGGGGCCGUGUACCACUCUCCUGGGCUGCAGGUCGCGGAGAUGUGGCUGCUGUCGAGCUUUUGAUACAAUGGGAGGCAAAUGUCGCAAUCCCAGACAAGGGCGGUUGGACAUGCCUUCACCAUGCUGCAAGAGCGGAAGAUUCAAGUUGCAUACAGGCGCUCAUUGAAGCCGGCGCGCCAAUAAACAUAAAAAAUAACAGAGGUAACACACCUCUGGCCGUGGCAUGCAGCUACCGGGACAGUCCAGAGCAUGUUCUACCUUUCAUCCAAGGCGGAGCCGACCUGGCAUCGCCCAUGAAGGAUGGCUUCACACCGUUGGCCAUCUGUGCAAAGCACAACCACGUCUUUUGUGCGAAAGCGCUUGUGGAUCACGGUGCAAGCGUCGACGGCAUAGAAAACGGCAUGGCGUUCCCAAUUUCAGUAGCAGCAAGCUAUAAUUCCCAUGAGACCCUCUUGUGGCUUCUGUCGCUGGGCAAGAAUCACUCGCGUCUCGACCAUAACCGCUGGUCCCUUUUACAUCACGUCGCCCUCUUAGCUGACAAGGAGACGAUGGAGAUUCUCACAGAGGCACACCUCUUUGCCCUCGACCCGGAGCUCGAGUCCAUUGAUGGUAUGAAACCGCGCGACAUCUUUCUUAACCAGAGGAAACUGAGCCUCAACGAAAGCCCAGCGAUGUACCUGGAAUCGAAGGUGGCGUUUGAAGCUCUCCUGGAUUCUAUUGACCAACGCUAUAUUUCAACUAGCACAAGCCCGAGUUCUCUCAAUGAGGACUGGUAUGAUGCGCUUGACAAGAUGGAGCUUGGUGACACGGUCGCCUCAAUCAAGGAGGCAACAGUCGAGAUUUUGGAGGUUGCUAAUUAA